This is a messenger RNA of Nilaparvata lugens (brown planthopper), 8521 nucleotides long. It is a transcript of the gene cno, whose product is annotated as afadin. Gene Ontology annotation, cellular component: adherens junction. The record is from RefSeq and is a predicted model, not a curated record. Gene Ontology annotation, biological process: regulation of protein localization; signal transduction. The transcript has 34 exons. NCBI's taxonomy places the organism in Eukaryota, Metazoa, Arthropoda, Insecta, Hemiptera, Delphacidae. Gene Ontology annotation, molecular function: cell adhesion molecule binding. The coding region runs from base 274 to 6735 and encodes 2153 amino acids.
UAGUACUUUUUGUAGGUUGUGUGGUAGAUGUUGUCAUCCGUGUUCUGUAAAUAACAUUGUUUUCUUGUUGAAUAGUUUAAAACUCGGACGAAUUUAUGUUUUCGGGAAUGUUUCAACAUAAUGCGUGUUUGAUUAUGUGAAAUAUAGUGCAAUAUUUGAAAGGAUAACCGUUAAAACAUGAAGUUUGUAAAGUUGUUUUCAGUGCUAAGUGCGACGUAGUGUUUUUACUCUGCGACUACCUGUUUGAGGGGAUUGCUAUUCCAGGCGUGCAAGAUGAACGCGGAAAUGGCGCUGGUGGUGCGUCGCAACGAGGAACGCGAUGCCCUGCGCACAGUCAUCCAGGCCUGGAACGCCAAUCGCCUCGACCUAUUCGAACUGUCCGAGCCCAACGACGAGCUGGAGUUCCACGGCGUGAUGCGCUUCUACUUCCAGGACUCUGGACAGAAGGUGGCGACCAAGUGCAUCAGGGUGGCGUCGGACGCCACAGCCCAAGUCGUCAUCGAAACCCUAAUCGAGAAAUUCCGUCCCGACAUGCGCAUGCUCUCAAUACCCGAGUACGCCCUCUACGAGAUACACGAAAAUGGAGAGGAGAGAAGACUAGAUAACGAAGAAAAACCACUACUAGUGCAAUUAAAUUGGCAUAAAGAUGACAGAGAAGGCCGAUUUCUACUUAGAAGAAUUGAUGAUAAAACUAAUAUGCCAGAAGGAACAUUCCAGGAAGCUGGGUCGAGUUUCCGGCGAAAAUUAUCGAAACGAGAAAAGAAGCAGCUAAAAAAACAGGAAAAACUAAAUCGAAUGAAAAGUACAGGAGGAAUCAACGAUGAAAAUGAUUCCGGGGUUGCCGAGAAAUUAUACACUGAACUGCCGGAAACGAGUUUCACGCGAUCGAUAUCGAACCCCGAGGCGGUGAUGCGUCGCCGGCGGCAGCAGAUACUGGAGCGGAAGCUGCAGCAGUUCCGGAGCAAAGAUGGCGGCCCGGACACGGGAGGCACACUGAAGAUCUACGGCGAGUCGCUGUGCCGCGAUGUGCCCUACAAGACGCUGCUGCUCAGUGUCGGCGACUCGGCCACGCAGGUCGUCAAGGAAAUGCUCAACAAAUAUGGUCUCGACCGCGAGGACCCACACAACUAUUGUCUUGUUCAGGUGAACACAGCAAUCGAGGCGACCGAGAACAAGGAUCCGUCGCCAGGAAGUAAUACAAACACCAUCAACAACCGGGAGUACAUACUAGAUGAAGACGAGUGUCCACUCGCCAUACUCAUGAACCAUCCACAGUCUAGAGGGUCGAUAAUGUUCCACGUGCGACGGAGGCCGGCCGACUAUCAUCCGCGCAAGAGGAAGAAGAAGCCGCAGCAGAAGUGGAACCAACAGGUCGACCUAGACCACCGCUACGACUCCCUCGAUCGACUCCCCUACUUCCUCGAGCUCAAUCCUGACGGUAGUGAAAUAGUGGGUUCACCGCGGCGUCACCGCCUGCAGCCGAACGUGACAGAGGUGGGCAGUGAGCGUGCGUCACCACACAGCCAGUCACAGUCACUGCAGCUGUUCGGGCCCAAUGUGCAGCCGCGUCACUGCGUCAUCGCCCACACCGAAGGCAUUGUCACCGUGACGCCCUGCAGUCGCGACGCUGAGACAUAUGUCAACGGACAACGCAUCUAUGAGACCACUAUUCUACAGAGUGGGAUGAUAGUGCAGUUCGGACGCAUUCACAGCUUUCGAUUCCUUGACCCUUGCCAAGAAGACAGGCGACUGCGGCAGGACACUUCCAGACCUCUUCAUGACUACUCCUAUGACAGACAAUCGACGCAAGAAGAGUCGAGUCCGGGACCAGCCAACCAGGAGUCGGUGACGUCACCCGGCAGUGCCACCGUCAACUACGAGACGACCUUCGACGUGGACGGAAACAUCGAGACUCGAUCGACGUCGAGCCAGGGCAACCGUGGAGAUGACACCCGCUCGCAGAGGUCGGUCGGCAGCAGUAGAGACAGCAACAGGUUGUCGAACUACGACCGCUACCCGCGCGGAACGGACCCGAUCCUGCCGGCCGUGCUGGAGAUCCGUGAGGAGACAGAGGAGGCACUUCUGCACGCCCUCAUCACAGACCUGGAGCCGAAUGCGCCCGCCUUCAAGCUGGCGCCGGCCUACACGCUGUACCUGGCCGCGCGCUACCGGGCCUCCACACACUAUCGGCCUGAACUCACGCCCACCGAGCGCGCACAUAAGCUCACCCUCAUGCUCGCCAGGGUUGCCAUCAUGAUGCACAAUACCAUACAGGAGAGGUAUUGCGAGGUGAAAGCGCUGGCGCUGUGGUUGGCGAAUUCCUCCGAGUUGCUGCAUUUUUUAAAAUCCGAUCGGCACAUAUCGGCUUUCAGCCUCGAUGCCCAGGACACGCUCGCCGAUGCCGUGCAGAUCGCAUUCAGGCACCUGGUGGGAUGUCUACAGAGAGAGCUGGCAGCUGUUAUGAACAAUUUCCUGUCCGAGAGGGAUGACAUCGGACAUGAGAGUGAAGACCCUUCCACGGCAUCCGUUCUGGGCGUGAUGUCAUCAGCAAUGGCGCUGCUGCGUCGGUGUCGCGUGAACGCGGCGUUGACCAUCCAGCUGUUCUCGCAGCUGUUCCACUUCGUGAACGUGUGGGCGUUCAACCGCGUGGUGGCCGCCAACUCACAGCUGUGUUCGCGCGCCUGGGGUCGGCGCAUCCAGGCGCGCUUGGCGCAAAUCGAAGCGUGGGCCGAGCGACAGGGGUUAGAGUUGGCCGCCGACUGUCAUCUGGCAAGGCUUAUGCAGGCUGCCCAUCUACUCCAGGCACCAAAGUACACUGCUGAUGACUUGGCAACACUGUCGUCGACCUGCUUUAAGCUGAACUCGCUGCAACUGAGGGCGCUGCUGCAGAAGUACCAACCUUCCCCCGAUGAGCCCCGGCUUCCUCACGAGAUGAUAGAGAAUGUGGUGAGGGUGGCUGAGAACCUGGCGGACGAGCUGGCCCGCUCGGACGGGCGCGAGGUUCGCCUGGAGGAAGACCCCGAGCUGGCUCUUCCCUUCCUGCUGCCUGAGGACGGCUACAGCUGCGAGGUGGUGAGGGGCGUGCCCCAGGGGCUGGUCGAGUUCAUAGCGCCCCUCCAGCAUGCGGGCCUCUGUCGCCUGACGGCCCAGCCUACCUCCAACGGCCUCUGGACCGUCUACAUGGGGUCGACCAACGCUAACAUGGUUCGGAGUCCAAGUGCAAUGAGCAACAGAUCAGGCAGCUGCCCGGUUCCUCAGCAGGAGCCCGAGAUACAAGUCAUCAAACUGCACAAGUCCAACAACGGAAUGGGUCUCAGCAUUGUUGCAGCCAAGGGAGCUGGACAAGAUAGAUUGGGAAUUUACAUCAAAUCCGUUGUGAAAGGUGGUGCGGCUGAUGCAGAUGGUAGACUCCAAGCAGGUGAUCAAUUGCUCAAAGUUGACGGCCAAAGUCUAGUCGGAAUUACUCAAGAAAAGGCUGCUGAGUACCUAGUGAGAACUGGCCCGGUUGUCUCUCUGGAAGUAGCGAAGCAAGGCGCCAUUUUCCAUGGGUUGGCAACAUUGCUUUCUCAACCAUCUCCUGUCAUGGGAAGAGCGGGACCGCGUCGGAUGAGCGAGAGAGACAUUCCAUCGCGAGUGCUGAGCGAGAAUCAGCUGACGCUGCAGUCGCAGUCAGCUGCGGCCAGCAGUCAACAUCAGCUGAUGUCGCAAUCAGCUGCAGCCAGCAGUCAACAUCAGCUGAUGAGGACAGCUCAAGGUCAGCCGAACAUCUACCAGCCGGCGCAGAUACAGAGCUCCAAGUCAGUGCCGGCGCUCCAUUCCACGGGUGCGAGCAAUGAAGCCGGCUCGAACCUGGCUGGACCUCAGCAGCAGCAGCAACUGCAUGUGGGAGGAGGGCCGGGGGGUGGGGGACCCCCUCGCACCCCCCACGAGGUGUUCAACCCCGGCUACAGUCGGACCUCCUCCACAAACAGCCUCCCCCAGAAGAUCGACCAGCCAAAUGCCAUGCGAUCAAGGUCCAGUCAGAAUCUAUUAGAGAACCGACUGCCUGCUCCUAGCAAUAACCAGAUCUCCAGACAGGUCUCGAACCCAAGUCUACACGGUCAGCAACAGCCGCAGAACCACCCUGCCCUCUACCUGCCCUAUCAACACCAAAUGUCCAUGCAACAGCAGCAACAACAACAACAGCAACAACAACAGCAGCAACAGCAGUCGUCAGCGCAAAUCACAAGUCCCGAAGGUGAACGCUUCUACCAGAACCUGAGCGUGUAUCGCAACCAGGAGAUCAACAAUGGCUACCUGGUGCACCAGAACAGCAAUCACACGGGCACGCCUGGCUCCGCCCGCGUCAAACUGCCCAGUCCGCAGGAUGAAAGGAGUCCGGCCAUGCCCAACAACGGCCACAUAAUGAACAACGGUAACAACAACAACAAUAACAAUUUGAUGAACAACAACAACAACAAGAGCUUUAAGGGUUCGCAGUCGUCACUGAGUACAAGUGGGCGCAUGUCCACUGAGCAGAUGAUGAAUGCCAACAACAUCAACAGGGACCGACCCUCCUCCGCCUAUCUGCCUCCCCAUGCCAAUCAUUUGCAGCAGAACAUGGUGCCUAGAUCUCAGUCGUCACGCGACAUGCUGCGCCAGGAGGCCAAGCUGCAGGAGAUGGGCGAGGAGGUGAGGAGGAGGGAGGCUCGAGUCACUUCUCCUCAACAGUAUCCCAUGCAUCGUAUGCCUAUGCCCAACGCAACGCAUAUGCAACAGCAGCAACAACACCAUGCCCAACAAAUGCAGCAACAGCAGCAAAUGAACAGUCGGCCCCCAAUGCAACAACACCCCCAAUCGCCGCAGCAACAGCAGCAGAUGAUGAACAACAACAUGUCAUACACCUCCUAUGGAUCUCCCGUUGCCGGUCAGCCAUACCAGGCGCAGCAACCAGGGCAGCAGCAACAAAUGAUGAACAACAGUAUAUCAGGAUAUACCUCCUAUGGAUCUCCAGGCUACCAGCCGCCACCAGGAGCUGCGAUACCAGGAGGAGCAAGUCUACCAGGGCAGCAGCAGCAUCAUCCUGGUAGUAAGCCGGUUGCAAGACCAAUGGCCGACCUCCAAGAUGGCGGAGGGAGUUACAGCGAGUCCCCUCCCCCUCCACCGCCUCCGCCCACCUCCACUCAUCCCCUCUACCAGCGGCAGGAUGGGUCGCGCUAUGCGGCCAGCAUGGGGGAAUUGCCGCGUGGUGGGGCAGGAGGUCCCCCUCAAGGCAGGGGCUACCAGUUCCAAGGCACCAACCCGUGGGAGCGCGAGGAACGCGAAAAGGAGGCGCUGCGUCGACGGGAAGCAGCUCGGCAGUGGCGCGACCAGCAGAUCGGCGAACUGGUCGCCCUGGGCACCAACCGCAACUCGCAGCAGGAGGAGCAGCUCAGGGCACUCCGCCUCGAGAAGGAGUUCCAGAGGCGAGCCGCCAUGGAGGAGGAUGAUGACGACGAAGAGGAUCAGGAGAGCGCGGAACGAGUGCAAGGUCUGCUGAGGGUGGCGACGACAACCGGUCAAUUCCCGCAGACGGACGACAGCAGUGGACCGGUGCAAACCACCGGUGGCACCCGGCGCAUCCCUCCCAACGGAUCCCAGAACGCACGCAACCCGGCUCAGGUCAACGGCAUCGUCGGACGAACCUCCAUGCCUCCUCCCAGCGCCAAUGCAAACAAUAUGCCUCCCUCUGGACCUGGAGCGGAGGAAAAAGAAAGACUGCGAAGACUAAAAGAUCUCAAAAUGAAACAAGCUGAAAUUGAAGCUGAAGGAAGAAUGAAAAGAAGGGAGGAAGAAAUGAGACAACAACAACAACAACAGCAGUUGCAACAGCAGCAGUUGCAGCAGAGCAACAUGAGACAACAACAGAACGUGAACAACUCGCCGGCGGCCGGCAACAACAACCACAUGAAGAGAGAGAUGCGACUGGACAAUCUGAUAGUGAACACGCCCAAUGGCGGCUCCCCCCCUCACUCCCACCCCCACCACAGGUUGGACACACUGCUGGGGGGGCAACAGGCGUCCCCUCCCCAGCCCCCUGAGAGGGGGUCCUCCUUCGCUAUCAUGUCGCAGUCUCAGCUGGGUUCAAUGCGUAGCCCGGUCUCAUCUAGUCAACCUCAGAGCACACUGCACAACAACAACGGCAACACGCCAACAUCUCAGAUGGUCAACAAUAACAACAUCAACAAUAUGACAACACCGCAGUCGACCGGUACCGCCAAGCGGGUCUCGUUCCAGGACACCACGCCCACCGUCCUGCACUCGGCCAAUCACACGCCCAGCUCGGCAAGCUCCGCCUCUUCCAGCUCAAAUUCAAACUCCAUGUCGACUCCUUCCAAUCUCGAAAAUAUCCGUGAAGAUCCCAAUAAUUUCAUAAACGAAGCAGAAACUAUGCUCGCUUCGCCAAAGAGUCCGGACACUCCAGGUUACACCGGCAAUACUCCUGGAGUUAUAGGAGCCCAAGAAGUAUACAAGGAUCCUCGACAACGACGACUCCAAGAGCAGCAUCAGAAAUUGAUGUCGAACAAAGUGGGAACUGUGCCUGAGAAGCUCAGCUUCAAAGAGAAGAUGAAGAUGUUCGCGAUGGAAACUGGUGAGGAGGGUACACCACGUGACAAGGUGAAGAUAUCGCGUGCGCAGCGGGACAUCGACAACCUCGGCACUCCAAUAGCUGGGGCACCCAAUGCCACCGCCAAUGCCAAUAAUGGCAACAACUGACCCAACAAAUCGACGACCAAUCAAUCUGCCGAUCCUAAUCAAUAUUUGGACCAUCAUACUGAAGGGACCAAUGCUGUUGUUUGAUGCCAAUUCCCAUCAAUGAAUCAACAAUAUAACCAGUUGUUCGAUGAACAUAGUAGGAGUGCCAUUUGAAUGUUUUCAAAAGGAGUUUAAUGUACAUUAUGAGCCGAAAAAUCAAUUCUUUUGCAUAGCAGUGUGCGUGAUUGAAAAGCAAAAUUGAGAAGUAUCUAUCCUUCUACUUUAGUAAGUAAUUUCAGUACAAUGUUACUACUAUCCUAUCAUGUAAAGCUGUUAUGUAUUCUCUUCGAAGGCUACUAUAUUACUGAUUCAUUUUUUAUUUUGAGUUUUUUGUUAGGUUUAUUGAAAUUUGUCUAUAAAUUUUGCAAGAGUUUCAUUUAUUUUAUUUUGUAUAACUGGGGUUUACCACUCAGUAACUUAUUGCGUGAUUGCAUCUAUUUGAUUUUCGAGAAGCUAUUUUUUUACUAUAAAUGAAUUUAAAUUGAUAAUCUAUUCCAGAAGAGGAAUUGAAUAUUUUCAAUGGUGAGGUUUAUAAAUUGUUCAUUGUUUAACAAAAGAAAUUUUUUUUCAAUACAAGUUGAAACCGGUUUGUUUUAAUAAGAUAAGACGUCGAUUUAAAAAAAGCAUAAGUGGACGUUAUCUAUAAAACGAAACGGCUUGCUGUGAAUUUGAAUAACUAACACAAUAAUUUACCCCCGUAAAAGCAAUAGGACCAAUAUAUUAUGUGAUUCAAUCACCAACCAAUCCUGAACUCCAUAACAUUAUUGUAGGAGGCUUUUAAAACUUCCCCUUCCACUAAUGAUAUUGUUGACUGUAAUUAACUCCAAUACAACAUUGAAAGUAGCCUACUUCAAUCUGCUGAAUGAAUUCAGUGAAUUUACUAAAUAUAAUGUAAAUUUUGGUAUAUAGGCUAUCUAAAAUUAUUGUUUCAACCUUUAAAAGGAAAAUUAUGCUAAGCCAUUGUCUGUUCAAAGUCAAUAAUGGUGUCAAUUAAUGUGAGAUAAAUAGCCUAGAUGAAGAAAUUUUAUUACAACUAUAUAAUUAACAUAAAUAGUUAACAUCUCGUAGAAACUAUCCGACAACAUUCUUAGAAUGUUCAGCAUUUAUAUUCAAUUAAAAGAGAUGGAUAAGGGUUUAAAAAAGUAGUAUUUGAAGUAAAAAUACUCGUUAAAAAUAUAAAUCAAUAUAUUUCUUCCAAUACAUCAGACCAACGAUAUUUUCGAAUAUAUUAUAAGUCAUGUUUCAUCAAUAAUUAUUAUUACAAUAAUACCACAACUCUCAUACUUUUUACUGCCUUAUCAAACUUUUAAUAUUGUUAAGACUAAGGAUACCUUUCUGUGUGUGAUUGGUGAAGUAUAUUAUAUACACCCUUUAUUAGCAUAUCACAAAACCCAACACUGAAUGACAAAGUAGACAAUAUUAUUAGGAAAGAAUGUGACUGAUUGAACCCUUAUUCCUAGUAUUUUCCAUUUAUUAGAACCUUAACAAUUAAUUCAUGUAAAUUGACUCUGAAAAUAAAAAUACUUCAUUUUUAAGAAAAUAUCGAAAUGGACAGUCCUUCAAUCAAAUACUAUUGUAAAAUAGAUCAUAAUUGACGAAUUUAGUCAUUGUCAGCUACUAUAAUUAUGAUGUAUAGUUUUUCAACUAGGGUUGCAAGUUCAAAUCACUCAAUGACGGUUAUUAAUUUAUAUUUUAUGCUGGUUUCAAAUCAAUAUAUUAAUAAUGGUAUUGUUUUAUAUUCGUUUUG